UGGCCAAGUUGCAUGGUUCUUUUAAAGUCGGAUCCUACCUGGCUGGGGGGGUUGUCUCCCUCUCGCUCCUACGCGCUGGGGGGACACCGAGAUUGCAGAGUAACUACUAGAGAGUGACUUGUAAGAAAACCAGAGAAGAGAGACUUAAAGCCAAUGGAUUCAUGGAGGCGUCCCUCCUUCCCGUGGCCUCUGUGCAGUCCCUGCAGCAGGGGGAGGCUUCUGCUCCUGUUAUUGACCGUGCGUUUGGGGAACUGUGCUGAUAAAGCAGAUGAUGAGGAUGAUGAAGAUCUAACAGUGAACAAAACCUGGGUACUUGCACCAAAGAUUCAUGGUGGAGAUGUCACUCACAUAUUGGAUUCCUUACUUCAAGGCUAUGACAGUAAACUUCGGCCAGAUAUUGGAGUGAGAACUACAGUAAUUGAAACAGAUGUCUAUGUUAACAGCAUUGGCCCAGUUGAUCCAAUCAAUAUGGAAUACACGAUAGAUAUAAUUUUUGCCCAGACUUGGUAUGAUAGUCGCCUAAAGUUUAACAGCUCAAUGAAAGUGCUUAUGCUUAAUAGCAAUAUGGUUGGAAAAAUUUGGAUUCCAGACACUUUCUUCCGGAACUCAAGAAAAUCUGAUGCUCAUUGGAUCACAACUCCAAAUCGUUUGCUUCGAAUCUGGAGUGAUGGACGAGUAUUAUAUACUCUGAGGUUGACAAUUAAUGCUGAAUGUUAUCUUCAGCUUCAUAACUUUCCUAUGGAUGAGCAUUCCUGUCCUCUGGAGUUUUCAAGCUAUGGAUACCCCAGAAAUGAAAUUGAAUAUAAAUGGAAGAAAACGUCUGUUGAAGUCGCAGAUCCCAAAUACUGGAGAUUAUACCAGUUUGCAUUUGUAGGGUUACGAAAUACAACUGAAAUUUCUCAUACUCUGUCUGGGGACUAUAUUAUCAUGACAAUCUUCUUUGAUCUGAGCAGACGCAUGGGAUACUUUACUAUUCAGACAUACAUUCCUUGUAUACUAACAGUUGUUCUUUCAUGGGUCUCAUUUUGGAUUAAUAAAGACGCUGUGCCUGCAAGGACAUCAUUAGUUUGCUUCAUUUUUGUGUUUGCUGCCUUGAUGGAAUAUGGCACCUUGCAUUACUUCACCAGCAACAAAAAAGAGAACAAAGAGAAAGAGAAGUCAUCAAAACACAAGCCAGCUACCCCCUGUGCAGUCUUUAGGAUUAAUGACCUAGGAGAGAAGGACAUCCCAACAUUAGUAGGAAUAGAAAAAAGCUGUAGUAUCUCUGAUACUCCUGCAAAGGAACAUGCAGAUCUCUAUGAAAAACAAGACUUGGACUGGCAUCUCAGUGAAAGUGGAUCCCAAUGACAACACUUGGAAUGCCAAGGCCAAUAUCCAAGUCAAAUCUGAUGCCCAAGAAGAUGUCAAUUUAGAAGAGGAAAUCUUAAUUUUCAACUGUAAACAGCUGAAUGACAGCUGCACUGUAACAAUUUACAAUAUCCAAAAUGAACCCACAAUCCAGAGUCUAGAGCUGAGUGAUGUUGUGCGGGCCAUCUUGCAGGUGUUUUAUGGCGCUCUUCAGAUGCCAUCAGCUGUAGGAUCCACUGACACCAAUGAGAUUAGCAAAAGUAAGGAAGCAGAAAUCUACCAGAGCAGUGAAGAGUGAGCCUAGCCUCUUCACAUCUGGAAGACUGACACCAUUUACAAGAUUACAACAUUCAAGAACCCACUCUCCACGGAUUGUUGCAUUUCAGGAACAAGACAGACAUAACUUGCUAAUGUUACUGAUCUGUGGGGGGGAAAAAAAAUUAAAGCAUG
This is a messenger RNA of Mauremys mutica (yellowpond turtle), 1797 nucleotides long. It is a transcript of the gene GABRG1, whose product is annotated as gamma-aminobutyric acid type A receptor subunit gamma1. The transcript has 11 exons. Gene Ontology annotation, biological process: synaptic transmission, GABAergic; regulation of postsynaptic membrane potential; chloride transport. Bases 154 to 1347 code for a protein of 397 amino acids. The record is from RefSeq and is a predicted model, not a curated record. Gene Ontology annotation, molecular function: GABA-gated chloride ion channel activity; inhibitory extracellular ligand-gated monoatomic ion channel activity; transmitter-gated monoatomic ion channel activity involved in regulation of postsynaptic membrane potential. NCBI's taxonomy places the organism in Eukaryota, Metazoa, Chordata, Testudines, Geoemydidae. Gene Ontology annotation, cellular component: synapse; neuron projection; GABA-A receptor complex.